UGUAAGCAAAAGAAAGAAAACAUGCUGUAAAAAGAACAAUAGAAAAAAAAUCAAAGCCAGAAUGCCUCAUCAUUCCUAGAGUUGUAGACGAUGGCAAUAAGGGAACUUAAAAUCUGUCUUCUCGGGGAUACAGGAGUUGGGAAAUCAAGUAUUGUGUGCCGGUUUGUGCAGGAUCAGUUUGACCACAGCAUGAGUCCAACGAUUGGCGCAUCAUUCUUAACCAAGACUAUACCCUGUGGAAAUGAACUUCACAAAUUUUUAAUCUGGGACACUGCGGGCCAGGAGAGGUUUCACUCAUUAGCCCCGAUGUACUACAGAGGGUCAGCAGCUGCAGUUGUUGUAUAUGACAUCACCAAGCUGGACUCCUUUCAGACGCUGAAAAAGUGGGUGAAGGAGUUGAAGGAAUAUGGUCCAGAAGACAUCGUCGUGGCUAUCGCAGGGAACAAGACUGACCUAGGUGACAUCAGGGAAGUCCCUAUGAAGGAAGCGAAGGAAUUUGCAGAGUCCAUUGCAGCUAUUUUCAUUGAAACCAGCGCAAGAAAUGCUGUCAAUGUGGAAGAGCUUUUUAGAAAAAUUAGUCGGCAGAUCCCACCUUUAGACCCUCAAGACGUAGACAGCAACGACUCCUUUAAGCUGAGCCGACAGCCAUUGCCUCUGAACAAGCGCUGCUGCUCAUAAGAAGUAUGUUACCUAGAAUGCACAAUAUGGCUUUUGAAAUCACAAGAGCGUAUAGUGAGCAUAUCUGACACUAUAUUAGUUUGCUACUGUCGUAGGAGUCAGGACUGAUGCACCACAUGCGACCUGAAAUUCUGGGAUUUUUUGAAUUUGUCAUCAACUCAGGAUACGAUUAUAGUCAUACAGCACCUAUUCCCAACCUUCCUAAUUACCUCCUAGCUUGCAUAUAGGUUUUGAAAUACAGCACUUAACUCUGUAAAAUAAAAAUCACGAAGCCACCCUCCACAAAUCACCCAGCUGUUUCUUUUCACUUAUCCUUCCAUUUGUCAUGUUGGCCAGGUCUGUGCAGAUGGAUCAUAUACGCACUCAUAUUUUCACCAGACAUUCUUAUCUUACGUGUAAGGCCAGUGUUUGCUUUUGCCUUGUUGCCACUGGGUCAUCCUCCAUGGCACUCUCAGUUUUUCUUGCGAGGAACAGCUCUUGGGACAUUAAAUGAUCAUGGAGGCAGUCCUUCUCCUUACUUUGGCUCUGGAAACCCAACACUGAAAGCAACUCUGUCUUGGUAGCGAUGGACUAGUUUCUUGAAGGUUAGCUCUCAAGCAGUUGACAUAGCUUGUAAGCACUUGACACACCUCAAAAUCCAGUUGAGCCACUGUAUGAUGAUUGAAUGCACAUACCAACUUUUAACAAGAAUUGUAAAGACUUGUAAUAGCUAAACUUAUGUAUUUAGAGGUUAAGGAGGAGGGUUGUAAUUCAUACAUUCUAACUAUUCAAUCUUAAAAACUGCGUGUCAGCCUACAGUGCUUUGGACUUUGCCAGCUGCAGUGGAAAAGGAUUGCAAGGGGGUUAGCAAGUGUGUUAUUUGAACAGUGUUCUAAGAAAAGGGACCCAUAACUCAUUUUACCCCUGAAGUAAACCUGUGUUUCAAUAGUCAAAGCACAGUGUUAUGCACAAAGCACAACUAUUAGUUUCCUCGCCAUAGUAUCCAGUGUUGCACAGUCUGCAACAUCACCUUAUACUAAUGAGUAUAUAUUGCGCUGUUUUUGUUAAUCCGUACAGUAUUUAAAUUAUUGAUUGCUCAUGGUACAUUGUGGUACAUCUUUCCUCCUAAAGGUAACAUGGAUUACCAAGCGUACAAUAUAUGCCUGUGUUAUAUCAUAGAAAGAUAUACUUGACCUUUGGAGCUUUGGAACUGGAUUCUUUAAGCAUUA
Molecule: messenger RNA, 1886 nt
Organism: Megalops cyprinoides (Indo-Pacific tarpon)
Lineage: Eukaryota; Metazoa; Chordata; Actinopteri; Elopiformes; Megalopidae
Product: ras-related protein Rab-31-like
Exons: 7
Coding region: 91-678 (195 amino acids)
Molecular function (GO): GTPase activity; GTP binding
Source: RefSeq, a predicted model, not a curated record